UUAAGAAAAUAGUAGUAAUUCGGUUAAUUCCUAACGAAAUUCCCCGCCUUCGCAACGGUCAAAAACCUCAUUUUAAUCCGCCGAGCUAAAACGACCUCGUUUUAGGUCCUCCUUCUUGUUUAAUCCCCUCCCAAAAACCUAAAAAAGAAAUUCGCAGGAUCUCUCGAAGCAAAACCCUAAAACCCCAAAUCCCUCACCAAAAAUGGCAAUCGCAAGAACGGGCGUUUACGUUGACGAUUAUCUGGAGUAUGCAAGCACAUUGCCAGCUGAGCUUCAGAGACUCCUCCAUACAAUUCGAGAACUCGAUGAACGGUCCCAAUCUAUGAUUAAUCAUUCGAGGCAGCAAACUGAGUAUUGUUUAGGAUUGGCAGCGAAAAGAGGGAAUGGAAAUAGUUAUAUGAAUAACAGUCAUGAAGAUGAGGAAACAAUUGAGAAAAUGAGGAAGGAUAUAGAGGCAAGUCAAGAAAAUGCGUUGAGUUUGUGCACUGAGAAGGUUUUGUUGGCACGGCAAGCUUAUGAUUUGAUAGAUAGCCAUGUAAAACGUCUUGAUGAGGAUUUGACCUACUUUGCGGAAGAUCUAAAGCAAGAAGGAAAAAUUCCACCAGAUGAGCCUGCCAUUCUUCCUCCGUUACCUAUUGUUCUUCCUAAGCUUGAGAAACGCAAGUACUUUUAUGGAACACCUCAAUCAAAAAGGCUGGAUUACAGGGAUAGAGAUUGGGAUCGAGAGCGUGAUAGGGAUUUUGAACUCAUGCCUCCUCCAGGAAGCCAUAAAAAGGAUUUUGCUGCUCCUCUUGAGGUUGAUCAACCCAUUGAUCCAAAUGAACCUACUUAUUGCGUCUGCCAUCAGGUGUCGUUUGGUGAUAUGAUUGCCUGUGACAAUGAAAAUUGCCAAGGAGGUGAAUGGUUCCAUUACGCAUGUGUCGGGCUGACGCCAGAGACAAGAUUCAAGGGAAAGUGGUACUGCCCAACCUGUAGGCUGCUUCCACAAUGUCAAUAAUGAUAUAUAUAUGUUUUGAAUGAUUUGAAAUGUUUCAGCAUCUUUUCAGAAUUUAGGAAGUAGUGUAUUUGUAAUUCAAUCAAUGGAGAUAGGUUUUGUUACAGAGCUUUGAACCAUUCAAUUUUGAACAAAACUUCAGAUUCUUGAAAGUAAAUGCUCAGAAAUCUAACUUUUGAUGGAUUGUAUAUGAUCAGAUGUGAAGAGCUUGAACUUCCAUUAUUUUGAUUAUCAGAUGAAAAGGGAAGAGAGUCGAUCAAUGACCAAAACUUCUCUUCUAAAGUGUUCAAUCGGUGGUUAUGAAUACAUAAAUUUGAUAAUAAACAUGGAACUUCUGAUUCAUUGCCUUUAACUGUUUACCUAACGGAAUAAAGUCUCGACUUGUCUCAACAGCUCAGAAACAUGUUCCACUAAAACCUGCAACCAACUUGGUCUGGUAAGGUACAUUCAAAUGAUUCAGGUCUUUAAGUCUUUCUAUUUUGGGUUCAAUGACCGAUUAAACGGUUCUUACUUUUCUCAAAAUAAAGUCAG
Molecule: messenger RNA, 1525 nt
Organism: Durio zibethinus
Lineage: Eukaryota; Viridiplantae; Streptophyta; Magnoliopsida; Malvales; Malvaceae
Gene: ING2
Product: PHD finger protein-like protein
Cellular component (GO): nucleus
Source: RefSeq, a predicted model, not a curated record